This is a messenger RNA of Staurois parvus, 446 nucleotides long. Lineage: Eukaryota; Metazoa; Chordata; Amphibia; Anura; Ranidae. The record is from the annotation of a GenBank genome assembly.
ACUGUGGGAGAGCGGAUAUAGUGAAUGCGCGGUCCGGGGAGAGUGGAUAUAGUGAAUGCGGGGUCCGGGGAGAGCAGAUAUAGUGAAUGCAGGGUCCGGGGGAGAGCGGAUAUAGUGAAUGAGGGGUCCGGGGAGAGCGGAUAUAGGUGAAUGCGGGGUCCGGGGAGAGCGGAUAUAGUGAAUGCGGGGUCCAGGGGAGCGGAUAUAGUGAAUGCGGGGUCUGGGGAGACCAGAUAUAGUGAAUGCGGGGGGAGGGGAUAUAGUGAAUGAGGGGUCCGGGGAGAGCGGAUAUAGUGAAUGCGGGGUCCGGGGAGAGCGGAUAUAGUGAAUGCGGGGUCCAGGGGAGCGGAUAUAGUGAAUGCGGGGUCUGGGGAGACCAGGAUAUAGUGAAUGCGGGGUCCGGGGAGAGUGGAUAUAGUGAAUGCGGGGGUCCGGGGAGAGCGGAU